UGCAUCUACCACUGUAAAACGAUAGAGCGUUGUUUGCAUUGCAGCUGCAACCGAUGCGAUCCACAGGCGUAGCCCUCGCGUUCCUCGCGGUACGCUCCAGGCUUACAUGGCUCGGUCCACGUCAGGGUAUAUACGGAGCUCUUCGUGCAACAGACACGACACGAAGACACAUUUUGGUCCUAGACCCGGCGUCCCCUGCAUACCAGGGGAUUGAGACAGCUGGAUACCAGGUGACCGCCGCGCAUGGUUUAAGCGAUCCCGAGCUUGAGCAAGUCCUCCCAGCGUAUGACGCGGUCGUGGUUCGUUCGGCCAAUCAAAUCACUCGCAACAUGCUAGUCGCGAGUCCCCGGGUGGCGAUAGUAGGGCGUGCGGGGUCUGGGGUGGACAAUAUCGACCUGAAGGCGGCCUCCGAGCUCGGGGUACCUGUUGUGAAUGCUCCCACGGGAAACUCAGGGUCUGUUGCAGAGUUGGUAAUGGGCUUGAUGCUCGGCGUGUCACGGAGCAUUUCGCCAGCGCACGACACCACAAGACGCGGGGAAUGGGCUAAGAGCAAUUUCACUGGCCGCACACUCAGCGGAAAGACACUGGGAAUUGUAGGCUUCGGUUCUGUGGGCAUAGCGCUGGCAAGACUGGCCGUGGCUUUCGGCAUGGUGGUAAUGAUAGCAGAAGGGUCGAGUCCGACGCCUUGCUCGGGGAGAGCUGAGGAAAUCGACCCACGCGCAUCCGAGAGGGAGGGUAUGGCAAGCCAAGCAGGGGUAACGUUGCCUCCUCUGCCGCUCGACGAACUCUUGUCGAAGAGCGACUUUUUUUCUGUGCACUGCCCGCUGACGGCGGACACGAAGGGCCUGAUUUCUAGACGCGAACUGGCCCUGAUGAAGCCAUCUGCCGUGGUUAUCAAUGCGGCGAGAGGAGGAGUGGUGGACGAAUUAGCGCUACUCCAGAGCCUGGAGCAGGGGCAUUUGGGAGGCGCAGCCCUUGAUGUAUUCGAGUGUGAGAGGUCCCCUCUUCAGGAUCAUAUCGUCAAUCUGUGCAGACUGCCGAAUGUGCUGUGCACUCCGCAUAUCGGAGGCUCCACGGAGGAAGCCGGAGAACGCGUUUUGGCUGAAGUAUGCGGUGCUGUAGUCGAUUUCUUCCAAGGAACUCUGCCGGCAUCGAAAAUUGUCAACGGGGCCCCCGACAUGACUGUGCGCUUAAAAAGGCUUGGCAGCUCAUCGUAGCACGCGACAGUCACUACGUAUUCGUAAAAAGAAUGGAUUCUGCGCCAGCGCUUGUAUGCCGAGAUUGUGGGGAAAGGGUGGGUGUUCGUCCGAAGCCUUCAUGGCAUAUUCGAUCUGUUGGUUUGGUCUGGCCACGAAGCCUACCUCUAUGAUGUUCUAAACACGAAGUUUCUUGCCUUUGUGCCUAUUUGUGCUGCCCGGUGUUGCUGAUUUUCUUACACCCCCGGUUGCUCAUGUCCUCUGCUUCCGUCACGUACUCACUGUAUUAAGACUGUUUGUGUAUGCCUCUGAUCGUUGAUUCACACCCGAGUUUUCCGUGUCAUCGUGCGACGUGGUCGCGUGCGCGUGCGGUUGCGUAUGUGUGUGGUGUGCCCUGGCCCAGACAAACCCAGUUGGGGAGAGGUGCCUAAGCACACGCACCCCCAAAGACAAGAAAACGCAAAACAGUAGCAGGGGGUAGGGGGAGGGGUACGCAAAGGUGGUGAG
Ectocarpus sp. CCAP 1310/34 is the source of this 1703-nucleotide messenger RNA. Lineage: Eukaryota; Phaeophyceae; Ectocarpales; Ectocarpaceae. The record is from the annotation of a GenBank genome assembly.